AUGAGUUCAGCCCAAAAAGACACAAAGAAAUUGCAAUCAGCUACUCCCACCAAUGUUCAUAUAACCGGUGGCGAUACACCUGAUAGUGAUCCACGUAGCAAAGCCAAUCAAGAAAAUGAAGGUCGACUUUCAGGAAGUCAAUUUACAAUUACUGAAACUCCUGCUUUUUAUAUCAAUCAAACAUCCAGAACUAAUAAAUGA
Rotaria socialis is the source of this 201-nucleotide messenger RNA. NCBI's taxonomy places the organism in Eukaryota, Metazoa, Rotifera, Eurotatoria, Philodinida, Philodinidae. The record is from the annotation of a GenBank genome assembly.